Talaromyces amestolkiae is the source of this 900-nucleotide messenger RNA. RefSeq lists its product as uncharacterized. Gene Ontology annotation, cellular component: mitochondrion. The coding region runs from base 1 to 900 and encodes 299 amino acids. The record is from RefSeq and is a predicted model, not a curated record. The transcript is spliced from 3 exons. NCBI's taxonomy places the organism in Eukaryota, Fungi, Ascomycota, Eurotiomycetes, Eurotiales, Trichocomaceae.
AUGGCGCCCUCAAAGCAAAUCACCGUCACCCCUCGAUAUCUCCUUCCCCGGUUGACCUGGAACGGUACACCCCGCAUCACCAUCACAGCCAUCCAAGGCGCGCCUAUCUCGACUAUCCGUUCGCAGGGCAAUAAGGCAGAAGAAUAUCAUAUAAACAGUCGAAAAUACCAUACGCCGUCGACUCCCGUGCGCAGAUCUUCGGUUUCAUCAACUCGCUUCUCAUCCUUGACAACGUCAUCGUCACCCCCUUCGAAAACUUCUCCAAAUACAGACAGCACGCCUAUCCGACAUAAUGGUGUAUAUGUCGCCGCUUUCAAACCUGCACGACGCGCAUUUCAUGCGUCGGCUAUCAUGAGCCGUGAACAUCAUUUCGAUACGCUGAAAUUCGUGCAAAGACUGAAGAUGGAAGGGUUCAGCGAAGAACAAGCGGUUGCCAUGAUGAAGGUGCUUAACGAUGUUAUUCAAGAGUCUAUUCAAAACUUAACACGGACUAUGGUUUUGAAAGAAGACUCCGAGCGAGCAACAUACACACAAAAAGUGGAUUUCGCAAAACUGCGGUCCGAACUAUUGAACUCCGACUCGACAGAAGCACAGUUAACACGCUCCUCCCACGAACGAAUAGCAGCAGACUUGGCCAAGAUGAACUCUAGACUACGAGACGAAAUCAGCCGCACACAAGCCUCCGUGCGACUAGAUCUGAAUUUAGAGAAAGGCCGUAUUCGAGAGGAGGCCAAUAGCCAAGAAAUGCGAAUCAAGGAGACCGAGACGAGGAUUGAGCAGGAAGUUGCCGGAUUGAGGGAACGAGUGCAAGCUGUGAAGCAGUCGACUUUGCAAUGGCUCGUUGGUGUUUGCACUGGUACCGCUGCUCUUAUUGUCGGUGCUUGGCGCUUGUUGAUGUAG